AGUUCUUUUGCCAUGAAAAUGAUUUGUGCAGUCUUGAACACAUACUAUCCAUGCUGAUGGGACAGGAUCCAAUAUGAAUAUAAAUGAUGGAGGAAGACGACGCUUUGAGGAUAAUGAACAUAUAUUGCGUAUAUAUCCUGGGACAAUUUCAGAAGGGACAAUCUACUGUCCAAUUCCUGCCAGAAAAAACUCCACGGCUGCUGAGGUGAUUGACUCUCUUAUAAACAGACUUCAUCUUGACAAAACAAAAUGUUAUGUUCUAGCAGAGGUAAAAGAAUUUGGUGGAGAAGAAUGGAUACUCAAUCCAACAGACUGUCCAGUUCAGCGAAUGAUGUUGUGGCCCCGAAUGGCUCUGGAAAAUCGCCUGAGUGGAGAGGACUACCGUUUUCUUCUGAGAGAAAAAAACCUUGAUGGAUCAAUCCAUUAUGGUAGUCUUCAGUCAUGGCUACGGGUAACAGAAGAACGUCGCAGGAUGAUGGAACGGGGUUUUCUUCCACAGCCUCAACAAAAAGACUUCGAUGAUUUAUGUAGCUUACCUGAUUUGAAUGAGAAAACUCUCUUAGAAAACCUACGAAAUCGCUUUAAGCAUGAAAAAAUUUACACCUAUGUUGGCAGUAUUCUAAUAGCUAUUAACCCAUUCAAGUUUCUUCCUAUUUAUAACCCCAAAUAUGUCAAAAUGUAUGAUAACCACCAGUUGGGAAAACUUGAGCCUCACAUUUAUGCUGUGGCUGAUGUAGCUUAUCAUGCCAUGCUUCAGCGCAAAAGGAAUCAGUGCAUCGUGAUUUCAGGAGAGAGUGGUUCUGGGAAGACUCAAAGCACAAACUUUCUUAUUCAUCACCUUACUGCGCUCAGUCAGAAAGGAUUUGCCAGUGGAGUGGAACAAAUUAUUCUUGGAGCUGGACCAGUACUUGAGGCCUUUGGAAAUGCGAAGACAGCUCAUAAUAACAAUUCAAGUCGUUUUGGCAAGUUUAUUCAAGUAAAUUACCAAGAAACAGGCACUGUACUUGGUGCCUAUGUUGAAAAGUAUCUACUGGAGAAGUCCAGACUCGUUUAUCAAGAGCAUAAUGAACGGAACUAUCAUGUAUUUUAUUACCUCCUGGCAGGAGCAAGUGAAGAAGAGAGAUUAGCAUUCCAUCUUAAACAACCGGAAGAAUAUCAUUAUCUCAAUCAGAUAACUAAGAAGCCCCUCAGACAGAGCUGGGAUGAUUAUUGCUAUGACACUGAGCCGGAUUGCUUCACAGUGGAGGGGGAAGAUUUGAGGCAUGACUUUGAACGCUUACAACUAGCCAUGGAAAUGGUAGGAUUUCUUCCCAAGACACGAAGACAGAUUUUCUCUCUUCUCUCAGCAAUACUACAUUUGGGUAAUAUCUGUUAUAAAAAGAAGACAUACCGGGAUGACUCCAUAGAUAUAUGUAAUCCUGAAGUUCUGCCUGUUGUCUCAGAAUUAUUAGAAGUUAAAGAAGAGAUGCUAUUUGAAGCACUAGUUACAAGGAAGACCGUGACAGUGGGAGAAAAGCUUAUUUUACCAUACAAACUGGCAGAGGCUGUGACAGUGAGGAACUCCAUGGCUAAGUCUUUAUAUAGUGCCCUGUUUGACUGGAUAGUUUUUCGGAUUAAUCAUGCACUUAUGAAUAGUAAAGAUUUGGAGCAAAAUACCAAGACUUUGUCCAUUGGUGUUCUUGAUAUUUUUGGGUUUGAAGAUUAUGAAAAUAACAGCUUUGAACAGUUCUGUAUUAAUUUUGCUAAUGAACGCUUACAACACUACUUUAAUCAGCAUAUCUUUAAAUUGGAGCAGGAGGAAUAUAGAGCUGAAGGUAUCAGCUGGCACAAUAUAGAUUAUAUUGAUAAUACCUGUUGCAUAAAUCUUAUUAGCAAGAAACCAACAGGCCUGCUCCAUCUUUUGGAUGAAGAAAGCAACUUUCCACAGGCUACAAAUCAAACACUGCUGGACAAAUUUAAGCAUCAACAUGAAGAGAAUUCUUACAUUGAAUUUCCAGCUGUGAUGGAGCCUGCUUUUAUCAUAAAGCAUUAUGCCGGGAAAGUGAAAUACGGGAUAAAGGAUUUCCGGGAAAAAAAUACAGAUCAUAUGCGCCCUGACAUUGUAGCUCUUCUGCGAAGUAGCAAGAAUGCAUUUAUCUCUGGGAUGAUUGGAAUUGAUCCAGUAGCUGUUUUCCGUUGGGCAGUUCUCCGAGCUUUUUUCAGAGCUGUUAUUGCUUUCAGGGAAGCUGGGAAAAGACACAUUCAGAGAAAAACUGGACAUGAUGAAACAGCGCCAUGUGCAGUUUUGAAAAGUAUGGACAGUAUUAGCUUUCUCCAACACCCAGUCCACCAGAGGAGCUUAGAGAUUCUGCAGAGGUGCAAGGAAGAGAAGUACAGUAUAACUCGGAAAAAUCCCAGAACACCUCUUUCUGAUCUCCAGGGAAUGAAUACUCUAAAUGAAAAAAACCAACAUGAAACAUUUGAUUUUGCCUGGAAUGGCAGAACUGGGAUUCGCCAGAGCAGACUAUCCAGUAACACCUCCUUGCUUGAUAAAGAUGGGAUAUUCGCUAAUUCAGCUAGCAGCAAACUCUUGGAGAGAGCCCAUGGAAUUCUCACGAGAAACAAAAAUUUCAAAUCCAAGCCUGGCCUUCCAAAGCACUUGCUAGAAGUAAAGUCUUUAAAGCACCUGACAAGACUGACCCUACAGGAUCGCAUUACCAAGUCUCUUCUUCAUUUGCACAAGAAGAAGAAACCUCCCAGCAUCAGUGCCCAGUUUCAGGCCUCAUUAAGCAAGCUGAUGGAAACACUUGGUCAUGCAGAACCAUAUUUUGUAAAAUGCAUUCGCUCUAAUGCUGAAAAGUUGCCCUUAAGGUUCAGUGAUGCCUUGGUACUUAGACAGCUUCGGUACACUGGGAUGCUGGAGACAGUUCGAAUUCGCCAAUCAGGAUACAGCUGCAAAUAUUCUUUCCAGGAUUUUGUGAGCCAUUUCCAUGUACUUCUUCCCCGAAAUAUUAUUCCAUCCAAAUUUAACAUUCAGGAUUUCUUCAGGAAAAUAAAUCUUAAUCCAGAUAAUUAUCAAGUUGGAAAAUCCAUGGUGUUCCUAAAGGAGCAGGAACGACAACACCUACAAGAUCUGCUUCAUCAAGAGGUGCUCCGCAGAAUCAUAUUGUUGCAGCGAUGGUUCAGGGUCUUGCUGUGUAGACAGCAUUUCCUCCAUCUGAGACAGGCAUCCGUUAUCAUCCAGCGAUUCUGGAGGAAUUACCUAAAUCAGAAGCAGGUCAGAGAUGCAGCUGUGCAGCAGGAUGCUUUAGUUAUGGCUAGUGCAGCCACUCUUCUUCAAGCUUCCUGGCGUGCUCACUUAGAGAGGCAGCGGUAUUUGGAGCUCCGGACUGCAGCCAUCGUCAUCCAGCAGAAAUGGAGGGAGCACUAUAGGCGGAGGCACAUGGCUGCUAUCUGCAUACAGGCGAGAUGGAAAGGCUACAGGGAAAGUAAGAGGUAUCAAGAACAAAGGAACAAAGUUAUCCUUUUGCAAUCACUAUGUAGAGGAUUCAGAGCAAGACAAAGAUUUAAAGCUUUAAAAGAACAAAGACUAAAAAAAACAAAACUAAAACUUGGAUUGGCAAAUAUCAAGCCAUAUGGAACUCUGGAAGUUCACGGUUCAGACCCUUCAGAAUGGGAGGAUUGUUCAUUUGACAACAGAGUAAAAGCCAUAGAGGAAUGUAAAUCUGUGAUAGAGAGUAAUCGAAUUAGUCAUGAAAGUUCAAAGGACUGCUUGAACGAGUCCCCAAACAAGCGACAGGAGAGAGCCAGAAGUCAAAGUGGUAUGGACUUGCAGGCAGAUGUGACUGUAAGAGAGAGACCCAAAUCCUUGGAAGAUCUCCACCAGAAAAAAGUGGGCCGGGCCAAAAGAGAAAGUCGGAGAAUGAGAGAACUAGAGCAAGCUAUAUUUAGUUUAGAAUUGCUGAAAGUCCGUUCUCUUGGUGGUGUGUCUCCUUCAGAAGAACGUAGGUGGUCUACAGAACUGAUGCCUGCGGGCCUUCAGUCUUUACAGGGUACACCGGAUAGUGAAAGCUCUCAAGGAAGCUUGGAACUUCUGAGCUGUGAGGAAAGCCAAAAGAGCAAACUAGAGCCCAUAAUUCUAGAUGAAGGAGAUGUGCCAUUCCUGUCACCUAAGAUAUCUAGCAGUCCAAAUUUUGAUUCACAGGACAAUGCCCUCAGUACCUCAAGUGAGACUAACUAUACAUUGAUUCAAAAGAGGGCACCUGCUGACUCAGUGCAUUUAAAGAAUGGGACUAUGAAGGAAAAACUGGUUUGCAGUUCUGAAUCUAUUACCUGUAAACCACAGCUGAGAGACUCCUUUAUUUCAAAUAGUCUGCCUACAUUUUUUUAUAUUCCCCAACAAGACCCACUGAAAACAAGUUCUCAGCUAGAUACAAGUGUCCAGAGAAACAAACUAUUGGAAAGUGAAGAAACACUUCCAUCUCUUACUUUGGAUAUCAACAGGGAAGCCAGAAAGUACCACUUCCCAGGGGAAAAUCAAGUUGUUGCUUCUUUGAAUACAGCUUCUUCCAAUAUUGUGCUUAAGAAGUUAGAAAAGCUAAACACUGAGAAGGAAGAAAGGCAAAAGCAAUUGCAGCAGCAGAAUGAAAAAGAGAUGAUGGAACAGAUUCGCCAGCAAACAGAUAUUUUAGAAAAGGAGCGUAAAGCCUUUAAGACAAUUGAAAAGCCAAGAACUGGGGAGACUUUUCUGGUACCAUCUUUCCAUCAGUCAAAGCAAAGAAUAGAGAGGCCAUCCUCUCUCCUCAUCCUGAAUACCCCAAAUAAGGACGAACCCAGUGUAGCUGGGACUCCAUCAGUAACUGUAAAAGAUGCUGCUCUUGCCCCAAAAGACAGUCUCUCUGCUCACUUACCCUUGAAGGACCGACCUGUCACUCUGUUCUUUGAAAGAAAAGGAGGCCCAUGCCAAUCUAGUGCUGUUAAGGAAUUAUCCAAGACAGACAGAAUGUCCACCCAACUGAAUGUAGCCUGUAAACUCUCUAAUAAUCGCAUUUCAAAAAGAGAACACCUUAGGCCAACUCAGCCUUGUAGCUACAAAUCUGAUGACCCUUUCAGAGAUGGAACUACUAGGGCCAUUUUCUUCACGCCAAAGGAAAAUAUGAGUAGUUCCCUUGUCACCAAGGAAGCCUUAAACAGUGGAAAUCCUCAACUCCAUAAACAAGAUGAACCAGCUUGGAAACCUGUGAAGUUAACUGGGCCGGGCCAAAGAGAGACAUCACAGCGUUUUUCCUCAGUUGAUGAAGAAGCAAAGCUUCAUAAGACCAUGUCUCAAGGAGAGAUUACGAAGUUGGCAGUGAGACAGAAGGCUUCAGAUUCAGAUAUAAGACCUCAGAGAGCUAAGAUGAGAUUCUGGGCCAAAGGGAAACAAGGGGAGAAGAAGACUAUCAGAGUGAAACCUGCUACCCAUUCGGAGGUUUCAGCACUCUUUAGAUGGACAUAGGGUGGAGAUUGUCUUCAUAAUUUCUGUUUACUCUUUCUGAAAGUUUACUAUCCCUCUAAAUUAUCUCAGAAUCAGCCAACACCUCCAUUGAGUCCAGAAUUGCCUGGGAGUUGCCGAAAGGAGUUCAAAGAGAACAAAGAGCCUUCUCCAAAGGCAAGGCGUAAGCGAAAUGUGAAGAUCAGCAGCGUGGCUUUGGAGUCUAUGCAUUGGCAAAAUGACUCUGUCCAGAUCAUAGCAAGUACCAGUGAUUUAAAAAGCAUGGAUGAAUUUCUUCUGAAAAAGAUGAAUGACCUAGAUAAUGAAGACAGCAAGAAAGACACACUAGUCGAUGUUGUAUUUAAAAAAGCUCUGAAAGAAUUUCGGCAGAAUAUCUUCAGCUUUUAUUCAUCUGCAUUGGCGAUAGAUGAUGGGAAAAGCAUACGGUAUAAAGACCUCUACGCACUAUUUGAACAGAUUUUGGAAAAGACCAUGAGGCUUGAGCAGCGUGAUUGGAGUGAAUCUCCAGUCAGAGUUUGGGUCAACACUUUUAAAGUGUUUUUAGAUGAAUAUAUGAAUGAAUUCAAGACUCUGGAAUAUAUACCCACAAAGGUGCCAAAAACAGAGAGAAAGAAAAGAAGGAAAAAAGAAACUGAUUUAGUAGAAGAGCACAAUGGUCACAUCUUUAAAGCCACCCAGUAUAGCAUCCCUACAUACUGUGAGUACUGUUCUUCUUUGAUAUGGAUAAUGGACCGAGCCUCUGUUUGCAAAUUAUGCAAGUAUGCUUGUCAUAAGAGGUGUUGUCUGAAAACCACAGCCAAGUGCUCUAAAAAGUAUGAUCCAGAGCUAUCAUCUCGACAGUUUGGGGUUGAAUUAUCCCGUUUGACCAGUGAAGACCGAACUGUUCCUUUGGUGGUGGAAAAACUCAUAAACUACAUUGAAAUGCAUGGAUUAUACACAGAAGGUAUUUACCGAAAGUCUGGUUCAACUAAUAAAAUCAAGGAGCUUCGACAAGGUCUAGAUACAGAUGCUGAGAAUGUAAACCUAGAUGACUAUAACAUACACGUCAUUGCAAGUGUAUUCAAACAAUGGCUUCGUGAUUUGCCCAAUCCACUCAUGACCUUUGAACUCUAUGAGGAAUUUCUUCGAGCUAUGGGCCUUCAGGAGAGGAAAGAGACAAUCCGUGGUGUAUACUCUGUGAUUGACCAGCUCUCCCGAACUCAUCUCAAUACACUGGAACGCCUCAUCUUUCAUCUAGUCAGGAUUGCUCUACAGGAAGACACUAAUCGAAUGUCUGCAAAUGCUUUGGCCAUUGUAUUUGCACCCUGCAUUCUCCGCUGCCCUGACACCAUCGACCCACUACAAAGUGUGCAGGACAUCAGUAAGACUACCACCUGUGUGGAGCUGAUUGUUGUGGAACAAAUGAAUAAAUAUAAGGCUCGUCUCAAAGACAUCAGUAGCCUGGAAUUUGCUGAGAAUAAGGCAAAGACCAGGCUGUCACUGAUUCGUAGAUCAAUGGGAAAGGGGCGUCUUCGUCGAGGAAACUAUCCAUGCCCGUCCUCUCCUGUUGUAGUUCGGUUGCCCUCCAUGUCUGAUGUCCCAGAAGAGACCUUGACUAGUGAGGCAGCGCUGGAGGCUGACAUCACAGAACAGCAGCAAGCAGCUAUGCAGCAGGAGGAGAGAGUCCUGACUGAGCAGAUUGAGAACCUGCAGAAAGAAAAGGAAGAGCUAACUUUUGAGAUGCUUGUACUGGAACCCCGUGCCUCUGAUGAUGAAACCCUUGAGUCUGAGGCCUCCAUAGGGACUGCUGAUAGCUCUGAAAAUUUGAAUAUCGAGUCUGAAGGUGCCAUCGCUGAGAAAUCAGAGAGAAGCUUAGCCCUUAUCUCCCUGAAGACAGCUGGCAAGUCUGAACCUUCAGGCAAGUUGCGGAAGCAGCUAAAAAAGCAGCAAGACUCACUGGAUUCAGUGGACUCUUCAGUCUCUUCUUUAUGUUCGUCUAGCACUGCAUCUUCUCAUGGGACCAGAAGACGAUUUCAAAUUUAUUCCAAAUCUCCAUUCUACCGAGCUUCCUCAGCUGGCGAGGCCCUGGGAAUGGAAGGGCCAUUGGGCCAGACCAGGUACCUAGAAGACAAGCCUCAAUUCAUCAGCAGAGGAACCUUCAACCCUGAAAAGGGCAAACAAAAAUUAAAGAAUGUGAAAAACUCACCUCAGAAAACCAAAGAGACCCCAGAGGGGACAGUUGUGUCUGGCCGCAGGAAAACUGUGGACCCAGACUGCAGCUCUACCCAACAGCUAGCUCUCUUUGGAAAUAAUGAGUUUAUGGUCUGAACUGGCAGAUGUGUUGUCCCUUCAUGGCUACAUCUCAUCUUUGGGGCCUCAUCACCUGGUCCACAAUAUUCAUCCUAAUUGUGGUCCUGCCUCUCGCCCAAGCAUACAGCCAAGACCUUGUGUGCUGAAUUCCUGGUCCUCCUGCCGAAGCGGAAAGCCCUCUUUGAAGCCUGCUAGGGAUGGUGCCAGUUGUGCCUUGGCUGCUGUAUUUGACUAGAGAUUUGACUAAACCAAGCAACCAGGGCCUGGGGAUUUGGGUCAGUUGUGGAGGUCUUUGUAGUUGCCUCUCCUCCCUCCUCUUUUCCCUUCCCAGAGGUGAGUGUGGAACUGGGGGGACAUUGUGGGCUGGAGGGACCCACUGAUUUCUGACAUUUGAAGAAAACAUAUAAAUCUUUCUUAACCAUGAAAGUGAAAUCCUUUGGGUUUAUUUUGGGAUAGUUAGGAGCUGGGGUAGAAUAUAAUUUUUUUCCAAGGAUUUAUAAACAAAAAGCCUAAGCCCUCUAUUUUAAGAUUUUGGAAAAACACUCCAUGUUACAGGGAAAG
Lipotes vexillifer (Yangtze River dolphin) is the source of this 8323-nucleotide messenger RNA. It is a transcript of the gene MYO9A, whose product is annotated as myosin IXA. The transcript is spliced from 41 exons. Lineage: Eukaryota; Metazoa; Chordata; Mammalia; Artiodactyla; Lipotidae. Gene Ontology annotation, biological process: establishment of epithelial cell apical/basal polarity; positive regulation of GTPase activity; intracellular signal transduction. The record is from RefSeq and is a predicted model, not a curated record. Gene Ontology annotation, cellular component: myosin complex; axonal growth cone; actin filament. Gene Ontology annotation, molecular function: ATP binding; microfilament motor activity; GTPase activator activity.